Pollicipes pollicipes is the source of this 2055-nucleotide messenger RNA. Its product is annotated as son of sevenless homolog 2-like. Gene Ontology annotation, cellular component: plasma membrane. The record is from RefSeq and is a predicted model, not a curated record. Gene Ontology annotation, molecular function: guanyl-nucleotide exchange factor activity. Gene Ontology annotation, biological process: Ras protein signal transduction. NCBI's taxonomy places the organism in Eukaryota, Metazoa, Arthropoda, Thecostraca, Pollicipedomorpha, Pollicipedidae.
AUGGCGAAGGGUGAACCAGGAAGGCUGCGGUGCAAUAGUGAAGACCUGCGGUUCGCGUUCGAGAUCGCGCCCCGCGAGCAAAGCAGCAUCAUCCUGUUCGCCAAGACGGCGCAGGAUAAGAACGAGUGGAUGGCGAGCCUCAUCAUGCUCAACACGAAAAGCAUGCUGGACCGCUCGCUGGACAUGCUGCUGCUGGACGAGGAGAAGAAGAACCCGCUGCGCCGUCCCGACCCGGAGCAGUACCGGUUCGCCGAGCCGGACAGCCCCGACAACAUCGUGCUGGAGCAGCCAGAGGCGGCCGGCGUGCCUCUCAUUAAGGGCGCCACGCUGACCAAGCUGACGGAGCGGCUCACGUACCACAUGUACGCCGACCCCAUGUUCGUCAGGACCUUCCUCACCACAUUCCGCAGCUUCUGCACCGCCCAGGAGCUGCUGACGCUGCUGUUGGACCGGUACGACAUCCCCGAGCCGGGCGCGCCGCCCGACCAUUCGCCCACGCCGCCCGGCCUCGACACCAAGGCCGUCAAGGCCACGCUGCGCGACGACAUCAAGCGCUUUCGCAAGGAGUACAGCCAGCCGGUCAAGUUCAGGGUGCUGAACGUGCUCCGCCACUGGGUGGACCACCACUUCUACGACUUCGAGCGGGACCAGCAGCUGCUGCAGCGUCUGGAGGCGUUCCUUCUCGAGAUCAAGGGCAAGGUGAUGCGGAAGUGGGCCGACAGCAUCCUGAAGAUCAUUCACCGCAAGCGGCUGAAUCGGGAGGAGCUCAAGCCGGAGGUGGUGUUCGGCGUUGAUCGCUCGCCGCCGCCCACCGAGUGGCACCUCUUCAAGAGCGAGGACGACUGGAAAAAUCCGUCGGAGGACCUGGUGAAGCCGCUGCUCAUGCUGCACCCGAUCGAGGUGGCCCGCCAGCUGACCUUGCUCGAGUUCGACCUGUACCGGGCCGUCAAGCCGGCAGAGCUGGUCGGCUCCGUCUGGACCAAGGAGAACAAGCAGCAGGCGUCACCCAUGCUGCGCAUGAUCCACCACAACACAAACGUGACCCGCUGGCUGGAGAAGUGCGUGGUCGACACGGAGAACAUGGACGAGCGGCGCGCCGUGGUGUCGCGCGUCAUCGAGAUCAUGAUGGUGCUGCAGGAGCUCAACAACUUCAGCGGCGUGCUGGAGGUGGUGGCCGCGCUGGAUAGCGCCGCCGUCCACCGGCUCAUCCUCACCUUCGAGGAGAUCGUGCCCAAGCUGGACCGGGCGCUGGAGGAGGCGCGCGAGCUCUGUAACGACCACUACAAGCGGUACCAGGAGAAGCUGCGCUCCAUCAACCCCCCCUGCGUGCCGUUCUUCGGCAUGUACCUAACCAACAUCCUGCACAUCGACGAGGGCAACCCGGACUUCCUGCCCAAGUCGGACCGGCUGAUCAACUUCAGCAAGCGGCGGAAGGUGGCCGAGAUCACGGGCGAGAUCCAGCAGUACCAGAACCAGCCGUACUGCCUGCGGCCCGUGCCCAAAAUCAGGAGCUUCUUGGAGAACCUGCGGCCGUUCGAGGAGGGCAAGGAGACGGAGGACAUCAACAACUACCUGUACACGCGCUCGCUGUACAUCGAGCCGCGCGGCUGCCGCGUGCCGCCCAAGUUUCCGCGCCAGUGGGACGGCAUGUCGCUGCGCUCGCCGGGCAUCAAGCCGCGCCGCUCCAACGUACCGCACCCGCUGCCGGCCAUGCGGCUGUCGUCGUCGAUGCGCAUCGCCGAGGAGGCCGACUCGGACACGCCGCGCGUGCUCACGCCGCCGACGCCGUCGACGCCGUGCUCGCCGCCGCACACGGCCAACAGCGACCACAGCGUGUUCGCCAACGUCAUCGUGGGCGUCGCCAGCAACGGCUCCGGGUUCGGCCUGACGAGUCAGUACAGCGCGCCAGCCGGCCUGACGCAGCAGCCGCCGCCGCUGCCGCCGCGCCGCAAGCGCGAGCUCUCGCUGGCCGACCCGCCCGGCCGCGUGCAGCAGGCGCCGGACGCGCCGCAGCUGCCGCCGCGCAACACGUCGCCGCCGCCGCGGCCGCCGCGC